This is a messenger RNA of Quercus lobata, 840 nucleotides long. RefSeq lists its product as uncharacterized. The coding region runs from base 1 to 840 and encodes 279 amino acids. The transcript has a single exon. NCBI's taxonomy places the organism in Eukaryota, Viridiplantae, Streptophyta, Magnoliopsida, Fagales, Fagaceae. The record is from RefSeq and is a predicted model, not a curated record.
AUGACGGAUUGCGAGAAGUAUUUGGGCUUGCCGAUGUUAGGGGGUAGAGCUAAGACAACCACGUUUAGAGAGAUCCAAGAGCGAGUUGCUAAGAGAGUGUUAGGAUGGAAGGAGAAAUUCAUCUCCAAGGCUGGCCGAGAAAUACUUAUAAAGACAGUUGCACAGUCCAUACCGACUUACUCCAUGAGCUUAUUCAAGCUUCCAAAAGCAAUGUGUGACGCUAUCAACUCGACCUUGGCCAAUUAUUGGUGGGGACAGAAAUAUGAUGAGAGAAAGAUCCAUUGGGUGAGCUGGCAGAAGUUGUGUACGGACAAGAAUAGAGGAGGUAUGGGUUUUCGGAACAUCGACGCUUUUAAUCUUGCAAUGUUGGCCAAGCAAGCAUGGCGUCUGCUUCAGGGCACUCAGUCUUUGUUUUAUCGAGUGUACAAAGCACGUUAUUUCCCUAACUGCACAUUCUUGGAGGCCCAGCUGGGACACAAUCCUUCUUUCGUAUGGUGGAGUCUUCUAACUGCUCAGGAGGUGAUCAUUGCGGGAUCAAGAUGGAAAAUUGGAGACGGAAAGCAUAUUGGUGUCACUACGCACAAAUGGCUGUCCCAUGACCCUAUUUUCAACGGUGAACCCGCUCCUAAGUUGAAAGUUAGUGAUUUGAUAGAUGAGGACACAAGACAGUGGGACAGAGGCAAGAUUCACGCAUUGUUCACGGCUAGAACCCGGACUGAGAUUCUAGCUCUCCCCCUCAACAAUCUCCAAGCUCGGGACUCCCUCAUUUGGAUGGAGAAUAAGGCAAGGACCUUCUCAGUAAAGACCGCCUACCAUGUUGCACUUCGACUAAAGCAAUAG